AUGAAGAUACUAUACUAUCUCUUCCAUUUUCUGUGUUACAUGACCUUCAUUCUACCAGCCACAUGCUCUUUGGUGGAGGCUGAUCGUUGCUCAAGAUAUAAAGGUUUGUGUAGAAGAAAGUGUCACAUGGACGAAAAGCAGGUUGAUGUAUGUUUCUCACCAUUUAAGAUUUGCUGUGUUGACAGGCCAUCUGAUGAUGAUUAA
This is a messenger RNA of Lepus europaeus (European hare), 204 nucleotides long. It is a transcript of the gene DEFB114, whose product is annotated as defensin beta 114. Gene Ontology annotation, cellular component: extracellular region. Lineage: Eukaryota; Metazoa; Chordata; Mammalia; Lagomorpha; Leporidae. The transcript has 2 exons. Gene Ontology annotation, molecular function: chemoattractant activity; CCR6 chemokine receptor binding. The record is from RefSeq and is a predicted model, not a curated record. Gene Ontology annotation, biological process: cell chemotaxis; defense response to bacterium; innate immune response. The coding region runs from base 1 to 204 and encodes 67 amino acids.